Messenger RNA from Arvicanthis niloticus (Nile rat), 2436 nucleotides. RefSeq names its product solute carrier family 11 member 2 (gene Slc11a2). Gene Ontology annotation, cellular component: plasma membrane; endosome membrane; lysosomal membrane. The record is from RefSeq and is a predicted model, not a curated record. NCBI's taxonomy places the organism in Eukaryota, Metazoa, Chordata, Mammalia, Rodentia, Muridae. Gene Ontology annotation, molecular function: manganese ion transmembrane transporter activity; nickel cation transmembrane transporter activity; cadmium ion binding. Gene Ontology annotation, biological process: iron ion transmembrane transport; manganese ion transport.
AGAGGCUGCGUUGCUCUGGGAAAAGUCAAACCAGUUCUGCACCAUGGGGAAGAAGCAGCCAAGGGCAGCAGUAGCUGCUCCGAACUGUGAGCUAAAAUCCUAUUCUAAGAGCACAGACCCUCCGGUAUCUACCAUGGUGUUGGACCCUGAAGAAAAGAUGCCAGACGAUGGUGCUUCUGGGGACCAUGGAGACUCUGCCAGCCUUGGCGCCAUCAACCCUGCCUACAGCAACUCUUCCCUCCCACACUCCACCGGGGACUCUGAGGAACCUUUCACCACCUACUUUGACGAGAAAAUCCCCAUUCCUGAGGAGGAGCACUCUUGUUUUAGCUUCCGUAAACUCUGGGCAUUCACGGGGCCUGGCUUUCUUAUGAGCAUUGCCUACCUGGAUCCAGGAAACAUUGAAUCUGAUUUGCAGUCUGGUGCAGUGGCUGGAUUUAAGUUGCUCUGGGUGCUCCUGUUGGCCACCAUCGUGGGGCUGCUGCUCCAGCGCCUUGCAGCGAGACUUGGAGUGGUCACCGGCUUGCAUCUUGCUGAAGUUUGCCACCGUCAGUAUCCCAAGGUCCCACGGAUCAUCCUGUGGCUGAUGGUGGAGUUGGCAAUCAUUGGUUCUGAUAUGCAGGAAGUCAUUGGCUCAGCCAUUGCCAUCAAUCUCCUGUCUGCAGGAAGGGUUCCCUUAUGGGGUGGAGUUCUCAUCACCAUCGCAGAUACUUUUGUAUUUCUCUUUUUGGACAAAUAUGGCUUGCGGAAGCUGGAAGCAUUUUUUGGCUUUCUCAUCACUAUCAUGGCCCUCACGUUUGGAUAUGAGUAUAUUACAGUGAAGCCCAGCCAAAGCCAAGUUCUCAGGGGCAUGUUCGUGCCGUCCUGUUCAGGCUGCCGCACCCCUCAGGUGGAGCAGGCCGUGGGCAUCGUGGGAGCCGUGAUCAUGCCGCACAACAUGUACCUGCACUCUGCCUUGGUCAAGUCUAGGCAGGUGAACCGGGCCAAUAAGCAGGAAGUACGAGAGGCCAACAAGUACUUCUUCAUCGAGUCCUGCAUCGCACUCUUUGUCUCCUUUAUCAUCAACGUCUUUGUCGUUUCUGUCUUUGCUGAAGCAUUUUUUGAGAAAACCAAUGAGCAGGUGGUUGAUGUCUGCAGAAACAACAGCAGCCCCCAUGCUGACCUCUUUCCCAGUGACAACUCUACCCUGGCCGUGGAUAUCUACAAAGGGGGUGUUGUGCUUGGAUGUUACUUCGGGCCUGCGGCUCUCUACAUCUGGGCGGUGGGGAUCCUGGCUGCCGGUCAGAGCUCCACCAUGACUGGAACCUAUUCUGGCCAGUUUGUCAUGGAGGGAUUCCUGAACCUAAAAUGGUCGCGCUUUGCCCGAGUGAUCCUGACUCGGUCUAUCGCCAUCAUUCCCACCCUGCUCGUCGCCGUCUUCCAAGACGUGGAACAUCUGACAGGGAUGAACGAUUUCCUGAAUGUUCUGCAGAGCUUGCAGCUCCCCUUUGCUCUCAUACCCAUCCUCACAUUCACAAGCCUUCGGCCGGUGAUGAGUGAGUUUUCCAAUGGAAUAGGCUGGAGGAUCGCAGGUGGCAUCUUGGUCCUGAUCGUCUGCUCCAUCAACAUGUACUUUGUAGUGGUUUAUGUCCAGGAGCUAGGGCACGUGGCACUGUACGUGGUGGCUGCAGUGGUUAGCGUGGCUUAUCUGACCUUUGUGUUCUACUUGGGUUGGCAGUGUCUGAUUGCAUUGGGCAUGUCUUUCCUGGACUGUGGACGCUCGGUAAGCAUCUCUAAAGCCCUGCUGAGCGAAGACAAGAGCGGUGGCAAUACUAAGUAAACACUGGAUCAGUCUGUCUGUCUUUGCAGGGAGCCAUCAGAGCCAGUGUGUUUCUAUGGUUUACUGUGUGAACAUAGCCACAAGUAUGUGCUGUUGCACAGACUGCAUUUACGACUCAACUGUUAGUUGGGAAACACUGUUUUAUGUGUGUGUGUUGAGGUCUUUGUUUCCUUUUGUUUUUGUGAAAUAGCAUCUUGCUAUUAAAUACUAGGUUGCCUAAAACUCACUAUGUAGCCUAGGCUGCCCUCAAACUUACAACAAUCCUCCUGGCUCAACCUCCUGAGUGCUGGAAUUCCAUGCCUGUCUGCCACUCCUGGCUUUCGUGCUUACUAGAUGAUUAGUUUUGGUGGGCGGGAGGGUCCUACCCUGUAGCAGUAGGCAGCACUACAAGGGAGGGUGAAAAAGUGACCCUCCCUUGGGCUAUUGUAAACACUAAGUUCCUAAGUAGCUGCCCAAGGGCAGUAGCUUGUUUUUAGUCAAGAGAAGCCCAGCCAGACUGUCACCUUCUGUUUGCAUUACAGACUUAGAGACAGCUACCUUUGAAUUCAGGGCUUUUGUUUGUUUGGUGCAUUUUGUUUGUUUUUCAAGAGUUUCUUCCUGGCUGUCCUGGAACUCAC